This is a messenger RNA of Zophobas morio, 1754 nucleotides long. RefSeq names its product cytochrome P450 9e2-like. The coding region runs from base 109 to 1707 and encodes 532 amino acids. The transcript has 4 exons. Gene Ontology annotation, molecular function: monooxygenase activity; iron ion binding; heme binding. Lineage: Eukaryota; Metazoa; Arthropoda; Insecta; Coleoptera; Tenebrionidae. The record is from RefSeq and is a predicted model, not a curated record.
UAAAAACAAACCGAAAGGUCAUCUCAUAACCUGAUGUGCUCUUGUACGCUUUAGUGCGAUUCUUAAAAUUAAAAUCUAUUUUAGUCUAUCCAAAAUAAUCACGAAGCAAUGUUCGUUUUACAUUUCCUUGUCACCUUACUAGUUUUAGCUGUGGUUUAUAUCGUCCAUCGGUCAUCACAGAUUUUAGACUAUUGGAAAAAACGUGGGGUCAAAUAUGUGAAGCCUUUACCUAUAGUAGGCAAUAUGUUACCUACAAUUACAGGCUCGAAAUCCAUAGCUGAGUUAAUAAGAUAUUUUUAUAACGCUUUUCCGUCUGAAAGGUACGUGGGAAUUUUCCAGUUCUCGAGACCAAUACUGUUGAUACGCGAUCCUGAACUAAUAAAAAUCGUCACUAUUAAAAAUUUUGAAAAUUUUGUUGAUCAUCUCGGUUUUAUUUCUGCUGAAUCUGAUCCAUUGUGGGGAAAAAACUUAUUUGCAAGCCAAGGUGAAAGAUGGCGGGAUCUUCGUCAAACCCUAAGUCCUGCUUUUACAAGCAGUAAAAUGCGCACGAUGUUCUCUUUGAUGCAGGAAUGUGCCAAACAAUUAGUAACUUAUUUUAAGGACCAGAACAACAGCAUAGUCAAAGUCGACUUAAAAGAUAUUUUCUCAAGAUACGCAACUGACGUCAUCGCAACGACAGCUUUCGGCAUUAAGUGCGAUUCUUUAAAAUUUAAAAAUAACGAAUUUUUGUUGGCAGGGAAAGAGUUUUCUGAUUUUAGUGGUAUAAAAAGGUUCAAGUUUUUAAUUUAUGGAAAUUAUCCAAAGCUUACAAAGUUUUUUAAACUUAAAAUAGUACCAGAUCGGGUAGGUAACUUUUUUAGAGGAAUUAUUGACGAAACUAUCCGUUUGAGAGAAGAAAAAAACAUCAUCCGACCAGAUCUCAUUCACUUGUUAAUGUUGUCUCGUAAAGGCAAGCUAAAAUACGAAGACUACAUGAAUCUACCAAAAGAAGGAUUUGCAGCUGUUGAAGAAUCAGAAAUCGGAAGAGUUGUACACAAUCCUAACUACCUUUCUAACGAAGACAUAACAGCACAAGCUUUAGUUUUCUUUCUUGGAGGUUAUGACACUAUUUCAUCAACUACAUCGUUCGUUGGUUACGAACUUGCCAUUAACCCUCAAAUACAGCAAAAACUUAGACAAGAAAUAAGCAAAACGCAUAAAACCUAUGGUGAUAAUAUCACGUAUGAACAACUACUCGAUAUCAAAUAUCUUGAUAUGGUAGUUGCCGAGACGUUGCGAAAGUGGCCUCAAGCUAUAUGGUUGGAUCGCAAGUGUACUAAAGCUUUUGAAAUUACACCAGAAAGAAGUGGAGAAUCUCCAAUUAAAAUCAAUGAAGGUGAUAUUUGCUGGAUACCGGUGUAUGGGCUGCACAUGGACCCCAACUACUUUCCGAAUCCUGAUGUCUUCGAUCCAGAAAGAUUUAGUGACGAAAAUGCCAAAAACAUUAAAGCUGCUACAUUUUUACCAUUUGGUAGUGGUCCAAGAAACUGCAUCGGAUCUAGAUUUGCUUUGUUAGAAGCAAAAAUCAUAUUAUAUAAUCUUUUGUUGGAGUUCGAAUUCGUCCCUACAGAAGAAACCCAAAAUCCAAUUAAAAUUAAGAGAGACAGUGUUCUAUUAUUGGCUGAAAAAGGUUUCCCAGUAGGAUUUAAACGUAGUGUAAUAUCUUGAACUAAUUUCUAUAUCUAGUUUUGUAAUAAUAAAACUUUCUCACAUAA